Ruditapes philippinarum (Manila clam) is the source of this 2667-nucleotide messenger RNA. RefSeq lists its product as uncharacterized. NCBI's taxonomy places the organism in Eukaryota, Metazoa, Mollusca, Bivalvia, Venerida, Veneridae. The record is from RefSeq and is a predicted model, not a curated record.
GUUUUAUACCCGGUCACUGCACAUCGAUGGAUGUCGAGGUUGGCAAGCAUUACGUGCUGUUUCUAAAGGGUAAACAAGAAGGUGAUGAUUUUUAUGAGCAAAGUCCCGGUCAGACUGCUGCCCCUAAAAGUAAAUUGAUGGACUACUUGAACGUCUGCGACCUGAAUAUGGAAUAUCCGCAAGAGCAUGGUAUGAUGAUAAACCGACCAGUGUGCCCGCCAGCAAGUAAGCUCGACACAUGUAAACGUCGUGGAGACACGAAACAUCCAGAGGUGGUCACAGUAAAGUCGAAACAACAUGAUAUGCAAGAAAAAGGUGUAUAUUCCGCACAACCUGCAUCUGGAGACGCUAAAGAGAGCAAAGCAGACGACAAUAAUAAUAACAACAACAACGAUUCGAACGCAGUGGUGACGUCAAUAUGUGCAUUAAUCUUCUGCGUUUUAUGUCACUUAAUUUAAUAGAUGAUAUAUAAGUUAAUUAAUUAUGGUACUUUAGCAUAAACUAUAUGGGAACCCCGAUAAGAUGGUAUAUUUGAACUUUACAAAUUAUUUCUGAAACGCUAUCAAGUUGGGGUUUCACGUCUUUAACGUGUUCAAGAAAUAUUUUGUUUGAUCGAUAUGAUCGAUAUUUACAGCAUGCCUUCAGAUUAUUGCUAUAUUUAGAACUAAGAAAUUUCAAUAAUUUGAUGCGCAAAAAUGUAAAUAUUUUUAACGUUUAUAAAAUAUGUAAAAAAUCCAUUUUCCGUUAGUAACGGACUAGAAAUACGCCAGAAUUACUCAUUUGUCGGAAAACCGGAAAGAAAUGUCAUAAAACCAUACGAGUCAGUUAAAGUUUGCAUCCAACGUGUAAAAAGCUCAUCUUUAUCGUAAAACAGAUAUAUUCUUACAUAUUAUGCUGUGAUUUUUUUUUCAACCCACAUUGCGCAUGCGCGAAGAAAUAACUAUAUCCGGUAAAAUUCAUGACAACCAAUGGCAUUGUAAAAAUUAUAAGUGUUCAUGUAAUUCUUAUGCAACGUUCAAUAUUAUGUUUAAUAUUUCUUACAUACAAACAUAUAUUUUAGAAGAUAGUUUUUGAAAAUGAUAUAUAAUUAUCAAGUUGCUUGCAGCUUUAAUUGGCGAUGUUGUAAUAAAAAUAUUGAAGUUUGGUAGUAUAUGAAAUUGCAUUUUAGUAUUUCUUUUUAGUCCUUGAUGUUAUAAAUAGUUCUUGUAUUCUUAUUGUUCUUCUUUGAGUCAUUCUAAAUUACGAAUUUGAUGAUCAGUUUUCAUUGUGCUUAAACACAGGGACCAUGUUUGUAAUUUAAGAUUGUGUUGAUUGAUAAUUAAGCUAGUUUUCUUGAAAGAACUUUAUGAGUAUAUAUAAAUUAUUGCAAAUUCACCUGAUAGUCCCUGCAUUAAAAGCGUUUAACCAUGUACAGCGUGAAAACUGUCGAGAACCAGUUCCGAUUAUUGAAAUGGCUUUCCUCAAGGUUUUUUUUAAGUCGAUAGUCAUUUGUUUCAUUUUUCUUAUUUUUGCAUCUCCACAAGAAUUAUCUUUGAUAUAUCAGAUUGGCCCCUUCCCAACUCUAUUAAUUAUUUUUACUCAAAGUCGCCUGGCUAAUAACUGCAAUAUCGUUGCAUCUGAAACAGGCUUUCGUUUUCGAGACAAUAGUUACAUCCUUUUAAAGCCAAUGAUUCGCUUUUGUAUAUGUAUAUGUGACAAAGUAUAUACAUGUAAAACGAAGCUCUUUUUGUUUUGUGGAAAAAAAUGUCCUUUUUAACCCAAUUAAUCGCUUUUAUUUUUAUGUUUGUGAUGAGGAAGCCAUCAAUUCUUAUAAAAACGCUUUUAUUUUUGUGACAAGAAAUCCUUUUUUAAUCAUAUGAAGAGAUGUGUGUUUGUGACAAAGCAUUCUUUUUAUUCUUACAAAGCGCUUUUUUUUGUGACAUUUUUUAUAUAAAGGGGAAAAAUGUCUCUUUCAGCCGAUUGAAUCGCUUUUACUUUUGUGUUUGUGACAAAGUAAUCAUUCAUUCUUAUGAACCGCUUUUAUUUUACUGACAAAGUAUUCUUUUUAAUCUUAUGAAAUGCUUUGUUUCUAAGUCAGAACAUCCUUUUUAUGCAUAUGAAGAAAUUUUGUCUUUGUGAUUAACCAAAUUAAGCGUUUUUUUUAUUUUUGUGAUAAAAACAUACCUUUUUAUAUAAUUAUGAAGCUGUCUUCGAUUUUGUGUGACAUUUUCUAUUCCUAUGAUACGCUUUUACUGUUGUGUAUGUGACACAGUAUUCAUUCAUUCUUAUGGAGAGCUUUUAUUUUGUGACAAAGUAUCCUAUAUGUUCAUAUAGAGCGCUUUUGUUUCUUUUGAUUACCUAUUGAAGCGCUUUUAUUUAAAUUGUUGCAAAAUGUGCUGUUUAACCAAAUGAUGCGCUUUUAUACAUGUGUUUGUGACAAGUAUUCAUCCAUACCUAUGAAGCGCUUUUAUUUUUGUGACAAAUUUCCUUUUUAUAUUCACAAUAUGUGGCAUAGUGUCUAGUUUAUCCUUUUUAUAUUUGUAUACCAAAUAUGUACUCUAAAAUUCAUGACAGUAUUAAAUGAGCUUUGCAAUAGAAUUAUACAUGUGUACUAUUUUGUAAAAUGUUGUGUGAAUAAAGUAUAUUAAAUUCGAAGAAAUAAGAUGUAUUUUGUCAUUGGUGUUUGGA